Molecule: messenger RNA, 897 nt
Organism: Penicillium nucicola
Lineage: Eukaryota; Fungi; Ascomycota; Eurotiomycetes; Eurotiales; Aspergillaceae
Exons: 3
Coding region: 1-897 (298 amino acids)
Source: RefSeq, a predicted model, not a curated record
AUGUCCCCAACCCCAACCCCAAAGCCGGCUAUUGGCCCGGUUAUCACCGGAACUCCGUCUCAUGAUCUGGGAAUAUGUCCUGGGAGCUUCAACGUCAAUAUCAUCAUCACCGUCAUCUUCACGGUCCUUGUCACCAAUAUCAGCUUCAACAUCAACAUCAAACCACCACGCCCGCCGAAACACAGAACUAUUUUCUACAAAGAGUCAAUCCAAAAACUAUACACAGCCCCAAUCCUAGAAUUUAGCAAUCCCUGGACGGCAUCUUACAUGCGCCCAACAGUCCCGCCAGAAUCAUGGUCCUCUAUCCGGUCCGUCGAGCUGCGCUGGUCUUUUCCAGGCCAUUGGCUUCCCAGUAAAGAUCCCGUACGGGCUAUCUACGUAUCCGCUGGACGGGCGCAGUGGAUUGAGACUUGCGUUGCGUUGAGGGCGGUCGCUGGGCUGAGGUCGUUUGUGCUUAUUCUAGGACGGACUUGGUUUGCCGAGGAAUUGGGGGCUCUGGGGGUUUUUCUGGAACCGCUUUUUGGGUUGGGUGUUAGGGAUCGGGGGUUCAAGGGGAUGGAUGGGGAUGCAGGGGACGAGCCCUGUAGCUCGGAUGGAGAGGAUUGGUGUGCUGAUUUGGAGAAUUCAUCUUCUGUUUCUUCUGUUUCAGAGAGUGAGAGGAUUGAUACUUCUCCUGCUUCGUCUCUCCUUUCUUCUCCGUCCUCCUGUUCUUCCCUUUCAUCUCUGGCUUCCGUGUCCAAGAGCUAUACCCUGGAUCUCACGCCUUACUUAUACAUCGCAGACAUGGGCACAUGGGAACUGCGCUUGGAAAACCAACACUACUAUGCGAGUGAGCUAGACAAGCUUGAGAAGGAUCUUCAGGUGAGAGGGAUAGACUGCAGGAUUACGGCGGUGUGA